This is a messenger RNA of Cyclospora cayetanensis, 1878 nucleotides long. Its product is annotated as U3 small nucleolar RNA-interacting protein 2. The record is from RefSeq and is a predicted model, not a curated record. The transcript is spliced from 7 exons. Gene Ontology annotation, molecular function: protein binding; snoRNA binding. NCBI's taxonomy places the organism in Eukaryota, Apicomplexa, Conoidasida, Eucoccidiorida, Eimeriidae. Gene Ontology annotation, cellular component: small-subunit processome. Bases 1 to 1878 code for a protein of 625 amino acids.
AUGCCCCCAUCGGGUGCGCUAUCAAUAUGCUACCAUGCUAUAGAUGAUCCAAGCAAAACAGGAAAGAAGAGAUCCAUGAAUACAAAUUUUGAGGGAGAGAAAAAAAGCCUAAAAUGGAAAAUACGAAAGCUAUGUACAGAAGAUCCACGCGUAUGCGGCAACAUAAAACAAACAUGGCCUGCAUCGGCACGCAUGUGGGGCGCGGCCCACAGAGAAGCGAGGCUGAAACACUUACCUGGCUACAUAUUGACUAGAGGGAAGGGAGACGCUGAAGGUCACAGGAGGCAAGCAGCACCUUUCGGCCGCAAGCGGCGGAGGGCAGAGGACGAAGAUAUAGAAUCUGACUCUGCAUCUGGCUUGGAUGCCCCUCCCUCUUCAGACAGCGAUUCAGAAGAUGCGGGAGAAACAGCAGACGAGGUACGUCUCCGCGUGGCCCGUCAAUAUUUAAAACAGUUUUCUGAGGCGGCGAAAGGCAAGCUACGGGAGGGCGGUACUGCAGAAGCGGCUUCACGGACCGCAGGGGAGCUGGCAGCAGAUCCAGCUUUUGAUUCGGCUGGGGGUACAGAUGACGGCAGUGGGGGCUCGGGCGAAGAUGAUUCUUCUGAUGACUUCUUCCAAGAUGAGGAUUCCAAAGCCGAAAUGGCAGCCAAGCUCCGACAGAGGGCCGAUGAGAAAAAGUUGCAGUCCAGGCCCACAGUGGCUAUGGCGUCUCGGACGCGCUUCGGCAGUUCAACGUUCCUUAGAGGCCACAAGCUGGCUGUCACGUGUGUGGCACUGCCUGGAGAGGGCACUGGGGAGGGAGCAGCAAGUCGGCACCUGUACACUGGGAGCAAGGAUUGCUGCAUCAUCAGGUGGGACGUGGAUACAGGGAAAAAGGAGGUAUUCAAGGGCCAGAGAAACUGUUUUGGAGAGGCUUUGACGCGAGCAAAAGGACGGGGUUCUGGCGUAGGCUCAGGAGGUCACUUCAGACCGGUCUUGAGCGUUUGUGUAGCCGAAGACGAACGUGUUUUCUUUUCUGCUGGGGCCGACCACACCAUUAGGGCUUGGGAUCCGCGAGCUUCUAAUGAAAAGUGUAUGUUUGAACUGCGGAGUCACAAGGGCCCCGUAACCGGCAUUUGCCUGAAUGGGGGAAGCUAUGAUGGUGCUGGCCAGGGAGAUGCCGAGCUUCUUUCUUGCAGCGCUGAUAAGUCCCUCAAAAGCUGGAAUAUCGGCUGCCGCAGCGUUUUGAAUCACUUCUACGGGCAUGCGACAGAAGUGAACUGCAUAGACACUCUACAGCCGAACAAGCCCAUCACAGGCGGCAGCGACGGCACCCUCAGGAACUGGAAGCUGGUUCAAGACACUCACACGGCCUUUCCCCCCCUCGGAUCGUGCGUGGACUCGGUGGCCAUGUUGUCACCACAUCUCUUUUGCUGCGGAACACAAGGGGGGCUCUUGUCUCUGUUCAACAGCGGAUGUAAGAAGCCCUUGGCGUGCGUUCGGGUACACCAGCACGACGGCAGUCCUUCCUCCGAUAACGCGUCAUUAGACGCGGCAAAUGCAACGUAUAGCAAGGCUGUUCUAAGGGCCACAGGAGACGCAGCAGGGGUCUCGGCCCUCCGUGCGCUGCCGUUUACAGACGCACUUCUAGUGGGCACUGAAGGGGGGAGCGUGCAGCUCUGGUCGGCAACGCAAAAUGACAGGAAAGGCGGUUGUGGCAGCUUAAAGCCCGUUGCCAAUGCUACAGAACGGGUAGCGGGGGUCGUCACUGGUCUGUGUGUUUCUCCGGACAAGUCCUUUGCAGCCGCUGCUGUCAGCACCGAGAGCCGUUUAGGGCGUUGGUACAAGAGUGAUGGUGCCAAGAAUGGAAUUCAAAUCAUUCCGAUCAUGACGGACUAA